Messenger RNA from Orbicella faveolata, 2862 nucleotides. RefSeq names its product phosphatidylinositol-3-phosphatase SAC1-like. The record is from RefSeq and is a predicted model, not a curated record. Lineage: Eukaryota; Metazoa; Cnidaria; Anthozoa; Scleractinia; Merulinidae. Gene Ontology annotation, cellular component: endoplasmic reticulum. Gene Ontology annotation, molecular function: phosphatidylinositol-4-phosphate phosphatase activity. Gene Ontology annotation, biological process: phosphatidylinositol dephosphorylation.
AUCCACGAACUCGCAGACUCAAUCAGAUUGCCAACAUGGCGGACAGCGCGGUUUACCGGGCUUUGAGGCUCCACAUCGCGCCAGACAAGUUUUAUAUCGAGCCUCGGGACCAGCAUUCGGUGGGCGACCAGAUUCUCGAAAUAGAUCGGGUUACUCAAGAAUUGAGUUUAGCAGACAAUGAAGGUCAGAUUCCACCAUCAGCUGAGAGUAGGGAUAUAUUUGGAAUACUUGGAAUCAUUAAUUUGUUAGCAGGUGAAUUUGAGAGUCAAUUNCCAGUUAUGCAUGGAUUUGUCUCUAUAACGUCCUGUAUUAUUAAACAGAGCACAUUUGAUUUUAUUCUCAUAUCAAGGAGAAGUUGUUUCAGAGCAGGUACUCGUUAUUUUAUAAGAGGACUGGAUGCUGAAGGAAAUGCUGCUAAUUAUGUUGAAACUGAACAAAUUGCUCAGUUUGAAUCUGGAGCUUGUUCCUUUGUACAGACAAGAGGUUCCAUUCCAUUGUUUUGGUCUCAGAGACCAAAUCUGAAAUACAAACCAACACCUCUGCUAAACCCCUCAGCAGAUCAUAAAGUAGGAUUUUGUCUCCAUCUUGAUAAAGAAAGAGUGUAUUAUGGAGAACAUGUUUUAAUAAACCUUAUUGACCAGAAAGGCCCAGAGAAGAUUUUGGGAGAUCGGUAUACAGAGACUGUUAGCAAUGCUGGCUUAACUGAUAACUUCCUGAGGUACGAGCCAUUUGACUUCCACAAGGAGUGCAGUAAAAUGCGAUGGGAGAGAUUGUCCAUUUUAACUGAUAGAUUAAAAGCAGACCAAGAUAAGUUUGGGUAUUUCAGUAUGAGAGAAAAAGAUGGUCAGAUCGACUGUGAACAAAGAGGAGUUUUCAGAACAAAUUGUAUUGACUCUCUUGACAGAACAAAUGUUGUACAAAGUUUACUAGCAAGAAGAAGUCUUCAAGCACAAUGUGAGAAAUAUGAAAUCCUCAGCCCAGGAGAGAGAAUAGAGGGUUAUGCCGGCAUGGAGAAGGUGUUAAAGAAUGUCUGGGCAGACAAUGCUGAUGCAUGUUCUGUACAGUAUGCUGGCACAGGAGCGCUCAAAACAGAUUUCACAAGGACAGGAAAACGGUCCACAUUUGGACUUUUAAAGGAUGGUGUUAACUCUUGUAUUCGGUAUUACAGGAACAACUUUGCUGAUGGAUUUAGACAAGACUCAAUUGAUUUGUUCCUGGGAAAGUAUGUUGUGGAUCCUAAUGAAGGAAUCUCUAAACCAUCACCACUGGAAACUCACCGAGAUUGGAGGUUUAUGGCUCUUCCAAUGAUUCUGUUGCUAGGAUUCUCCAUGUUUGUAAUAAGUGUUUUAAUUCCUUCAACUGAGUAUGGUGUACAAUUUCUUUACGUGUUGUUUUGGGGAGGCGCUGUCCUGAUGACAUUGUAUGUUGUGCUGUACUUUGGUAACGAGUAUGUUGACCAACCACGACUUGUACAAGUUCAAGGCAAGGACAAAAAUGUUUGACUAGAGACACCACCAGUUUCCCACUACAGCUGGGUCUGAGUAAUUAAUUGAAUAUACAGUACAACAAUUUUCAAGACAUGGUGCUAUAUAAAUGCGCUUUGACAUAAAGUUUUCAUAAUGUAGAAAAUCUUCCUGGCUAGUGAGUGAUCACGGCCAGAAUUAAUAAUAUUGCAGAUUUAUGCUGUACAAAAUAGCGUUUGAUGUAUGUUCCAGGAAGAGCUCUUGUCAUUAAGUAUUGAAAGCUCUGUUAAGGGUUAUAGUGACUUUUUUCCCUGCCAGCAAAUCAGUAUAAAUGUUACCUGCAAAAGCAAAUAACCAAUGACUUCACCACUUUAUUCUGUCUGAUCAGAAAAUAUCCUAACUACCAUCUUGGGGUGGAAGUUGGGGAGGAAUUUGUCAGACUUUACAGAGCUUUUAUGGAAGGUACAGUAUUAUAGUCAUUAUUUCCAUGGUUUAAGAGUACAAAUAGGUUCCUAGAUUUAAAGAUUUAUGUCUUCGAUUAAAAGUAAUUAUUAGGAAAAUUUAACUAGUUAUAUAGCAAAGUAACUUGCUUGCAUGGUACCCAAGUUUCUGUGGAUUCUGUCUUGCAUUCAUUGAUCUUGUAUUUCAUGUUGUGUAAUAGCAAUUUUUUUCUUGUGUAUUCUUUAAAUGUCCUGGUUAAUCAAUAUAAUCAGAAAGUUUUUUUCGUGAAUCCUUUGCAUUACUCCAAAUGGAAAUUAGCAGUUACCCCUUUAAACCACAGGCAAAUUAAUAGAAAUCUAUUUUUGAACCAAAGUUAUUUAGUCGUAAGAGUACUAGCUUAACCGAGAGUGAGGUCUUUUCAGGAAAAUCUCAGACCAAGAAUUUGCCCUAUUGACCAAGUGAUAGCGAGGUCAAUACUGCAAGGCUGAGGCUUGAGAUUUUCCCACAAAGACCAAAUGUUUGAGGUUAAUAAGUUGUUUAUUAUAUGGCUUUUUGCUUUGUUUUUGCAAGCCCGUAAUUGGCCCUUGGGCAUUACGGGAGAAUAAUGCCCUAGGAUUAGCCAAUCAGAGCGUGCACUAUAUCAGCUACAAACACAGGCCAUAUAAUAAGACUUUUAACAUCACCACUAGAGGACAAAUUUUAAUGUGCUAAUGAAAUGGCAAACAUGAAGCAAAGUAAUUUGUUCAGUUUUCCAGAUAAGGGCUAGCUAUAAGUAAUUUGGUAUUUGAUCAUUUGUAAAUUGACAGGAAUGAUGGCUUCUUUUAGGUUAGAAAUAGUUUUUAAUGGGUUUUAACCAGUGAUAAAGCAGUUUUGUCAAGUAGACCUACAUAGACUUAGAUUAAGAUUGUUACAGAUAGUGUUGAAUCAUCUAAAAAAUUCCUAGAGGAUCUUGAUUUUA